UUAUCUCUGAAAUGUGAGAGUCAAUUCGCCGAAUUACUGUAAACCGAUUCAAUCGAUUGAUUGAAAUGAUUCGACUCAAUCAAACAAAUCUUGACAAAUUUAACACAUCAGCAGCAGCGCCCUAUUGUUUAUAACUAAAGAGGCUUACUCUGUCAAAUAAACAUACGGUAAUGCCACAUUUGCCGUAUAAAUCAGAUUUAACUUCCUCCGGAAUGAUUGGUUUGUCAAACUCUGCAAGUUGCAUAAGUUAACUCAUUUUCGCCACGGUCAGAAGCAACAGGUGUGUAUUAAAGAUAAGUGCGCCAUAACUUCACAACCCGGCUGUUUGUAAAGCAAUUUAACACAAGGAAACAAAAGACACUCAUUCAGCUUUCCCUUCUCUAUUUCGCUUGGAGUAGCAGGUUUUGUAUGUGUGCGCCGGGGAAGAUUUUUGUCAGAGGUGACGCAAAUGCUGUGCGCCGUCCUGGUCGCUCCAGAGAGUAGACGAGAACAUUUGGCCAGGUAUUUGUCAUCCAUGUGGGAAUGGGGGAUAUGAAGACCCCAGAUUUCGAUGAUCUGCUUGCAGCAUUUGAUAUUCCAGACAUUGAUGCCAAAGAAGCAAUUCAGUCUGACACUCAUGGCAAUCAUAAUGAACACAGUAGUGUAGUUGGAAAGGAGAGAAGUGGAAGUCCUUCCCUAAGACCUUCAGGAAGUCCUGAUCCUCCUCACAAUGACCCUUCCGUGGUCAGCGUGAUUGUAAAAAACAGUGUACAUUCAGAUGACAAAGCCGAAGGGAAUGAAACUGGGGAGUUUUCUAGUGCAGAUGAAUCACAAAAGUCUCCCCAGAAAGGUCCCAGUAAAGAUAGCUCAGUGCCUACUGAUCCAUUUAUCUAUAAUGGACUCAAAAGCGUCUCAGAUGGGUCUACAGAAUCCCCCCCAUCACUAGAUCUAGCACCAGGGCAGCAUAAUGGCCCCCUUUGGUCUCUUUCUGCCUCUAAAGCUACUGGUGAUGAUGACAAACAUAAUGACGCUUUUACUAAUCACCCUGCCAGCACUUUUCAGUCUUUACCUCUGAGUAAUCACCCCAGCGUAUCUUCACAUUUAAUUAGUCCAAACUUUUCUUCCAAAGUUGAUUCUGAGGAAGCACAAGCAAUAAAUGGCACUUUAAGGGCAGGAGUUCGUCGGCACCAGUCUGAAGAUGAAGAAUCUGAACCAGACCUUGGCAGUCCUGCUCUUGUCAUACAAGAGAGCCCCAUUUCCCAGCUGUGCCCUGCUCCCAAGGUCCCACGCAUGCAGCGGUCCCCUUCAAGUGUGUUUCAACCGCCUUCUCCCUCAUCGCCUUCCUUACCUGUCAGUAACACCCAAAUGGAGGAACCCUCUGUACAGCAUCCAAAACUACACAGCAGCACCAACCCAACAUCUCUGACCUCCACAAAUAAUCUACCAGUUGAAGAAAAAGAUCUGGAGCAUAUAAUUGAGGAGAGAGAUUCUCCUGAGAGCCCUGAGCCAGAAAUCUCUCAAUCUCGUACAUCUCUUCCCUCAAAUUCACAAGGAGCCAUUGAGUCAAAACAGAGGAUAACAAGAGAAGAAGCCCCUCAAGAUGAAGUUAUGGACGUGAGCAUGCAGGAGAAGGUGGAUUAUGGAGCUGAGGCGACAGAAGGGAAAUCUACUGAGCCUACUUUGGUGGAAUCGGCCUCUGAUGCAAUCUCCAACUCGGCUUCUUCCAAGCCUCUCAAAAUGAGAAUCAAGACUGUCAAGAAACCAGUUGUAAGCAUUACACGCACUGUAUCUAAGGCUGCUACCAAAGGUGGAGCCUCUAAGGGUUCUGGUGCCUCUAAAGUUCAAGCAGUAGCCCGUAAGUCACUGCAGAAGAUUCCGAGAUCUGUUGCUUCUCCUCAACUGCUAUCUCAGAGUACAAAGGUCGCGAUGUUGCCCGUGUCCACCCUUCAGGAUGCCAGCACGGCUAUGUUGUUUGCAGCCAGCAGGGCACAGAAUCAAAUGCCCACUGCUCUUUCGGCCACUGCAGUCAACAUCACCAGAACAUCAAACCUCCCUUCCAUCUCUUCCUCAUCCAUUCCUGGAGUUAACGUUCGCGCUGCUUCAGGCCAGAAAACAAACACUGGAACAGCUAAACCAGCCUCAAUUGUGAACAGUCCAGGAGCUGUGAUCUCACGCAGCCAAUCUAGCCUUGUUGAGGCUUUUAACAAAAUCCUGAACAGUAAGAAUCCACUGCCAAGUUACCAGCCAGACCUCACCUCUCUGCCACCCCCAGAAUGGGGUCUUCGAUUGCCCUCUACCGGAUACCGUUGUCUCGAGUGCGGAGAUGCAUUUGCUUUAGAGCGCAGCUUGGCGAGACACUACGAUCGACGCUCUAUGAGGAUUGAGGUGACCUGUAACCACUGCUCCAAACGGCUGGCUUUCUUCAAUAAGUGCAGCCUGCUGCUCCAUGCACGAGAACACAAGGAGAAGGGGCUGGUCAUGCAGUGUUCUCAUCUUGUCAUGAGUCCUGUCAGUGUGGAGCAGAUGAUUGGCCAGCAGGAUACUGUGCCUAUAGGUGUGCUCUCUCCAGCCGUCUCUGCUCUGUCUGCCAUUAAAGAAAGUGGUGUCAAUUUGUCACAAUCGUCUGAUCACAGCUGUCCAGAGUGUUGGAGUACAUUCAAAGGGAAGCAAGAAUUGGUAGCACACUUCCAAGAAGUGGAGCCUGGCGGCACUGACACGUGCUGUCUGCAGUGUUCUCCACCAAUGCCACUCUGGAACUCGUGCUGUGCUGCAGCUCACCGUCGGAUGCACCAGCAGCUCCCUCCUCUCGUGUGCCCUGAAUGUGGACUCAUCUGUCAGACUCAUGAGCUCAACACUCACCUCAAACAAACCUGCCUGCACUACUCACGCCGCCUUGGAUACAAAUGUGCCUGUUGUCAUUUGGUGUUUGGAGGAGUGAAUAGUCAGAAUGCGGUAAAGACGCACAUGCAGACGGCUCACUGUGAGAUCUUUCAUAAAUGUCCCUCCUGCCCAAUGGCUUUCAAAUCUUCUUCUGGUGCUGAAAGCCACUGCGCAUCCCAGCAUCCUGAGCUGUCUGAAAGUGCGAGACAGUCCAAGGAGAUCUAUAAAUGUGUGAUGUGUCGGACUGUUUUCACCCAAAAAUCAUUGCUCAGUGUCCAUAUUGACACUCACUUAACCAAGCAGAAAAUGCAUGUCUUUAAGUGCCCAGACUGUAACAAGCUGUUUACGCAGAGAACUUCCCUCCUUGAACACGUUAAGGAUACACACAGGGAGACAAGCAACCAUGACGGCACGUCAACACAGAACAGCUUGGUAAAGAUGGAGAGCUCUGAUGGGGAGGAGUGGGGACGUGAUGAAGAAGAGGACAAAGGGAAAGUGUCGGAUGCAAACUCUGCUGUCCCACGUAGCCAGAGCUGGAGCUGCUCACAGUGCCAGACGCACUACACCGACAAAGAGAAUUACAUCAGUCAUAUGACUGAGCAGCACGGCAAGGAACUGAAGAAAUUUCCGUGCACUCUUUGUGAAGGCUCCUUCUCUUCAUCCUCAAGUUUAAGACGCCACAUUCGUGUCAAACACAAAGGCAUUAAAAGAGUGUUUUAUUGCCAGCUUUGUACAGGUGAGAAGAGGAGCUUUAGCAGUAAGCUGAUUCUGGAGAAACACAUUCAGGCUCAGCAUGCAGGAGAGAGAGGAACCGCCACACAGAGUCAGGCAGUUCCUCAAUUCACAGAUGGAGCUGACAGCUCUUCUGAACAUGAUGCUGGCGUUCUGGGCGGGUCGUCGGUGGAACCCGAAAGCCGAUUGGCUGAGAGCACACUGACACGCCGCAUUAAAGGAGCUCCAGUCGGGGAGCAGGAAGCCAAAGGAUUGCGUUGCAUGCCAUGUGGCUUCACCACAGAGGACCGAGAGGAAUUUCUCCAGCACAUCGUCUGUCAUCGUGACGGAGGAAGCGGCGCUCAGUGUCAGCAGUGCGGAGCAUGUUUUGCAUCUUCCUCUUCCCUCAGCAGGCAUCUCUUCAUCAGUCAUCGAGUGCGGGAUUCUCCUUCUGAUCACGCUGAAGCAGCUCUGCACACCUGUGCCACUUCUGUGGCCUCUGACUCUGCGGCCGCAGGAGGCUCUCCAGGGUCUCCGCUGAGUGUUGUUGGGGGACUACUGGAGGACGGUGAAGGUAAGCACAUCUGUAAGGUGUGUGGACGUUACUUUAGCAAACCUGCUGAUCUUAAUACGCACUUCAGAACUCACGGCAUGGCCUUCAUCACUGCGUACAAAACAGACAAACCAGCAUAGAAAGAGAGAGUGAUGUGAAUAAAUUAACUUGAGGGAGAAACUCGCGUAAUCUGUUAAGAACUUGUCUAGGUUCUCACACCAAAAUCGGUAAAAAAUAAAUAAAUGAGAUAUAUUAUAUAUUUUCCAGGAAUACAAAACUAAAGAUCUUUUUAGCGAGACUUUUUUUUUUGAGAGAGAGAGAGAGAUUUUCCUCUCCAAAUGUCCAAGAGUGCUGAGAAAAGCACUAUAUACAUGCAAUUAAUACAUUUUUGUAAAUUAUUGCUUUUUUUACUUUUUUAUUUAAGCAUAGUCAUUCUCAAUACUGAUAUGAAAAAUUAAAUACACAUUAUAUAAAUUAUUGCCCUUUAUACUGAUUAAAUUAAAGUUAAAUACAUGAGAGAUUUACCAUGAUACAGUAAUAAAAUACUGAAUUACUAUAAUGAAAAUGAUAAUUACACAAUUAAUGUGAACAUGAGGAGAAAAUUAAAAUGUGUUGCCAAUUAACUCAACCUCAGACCAUCCAAGAUGUAGCUGACUUUUCCUUAUAAUAUAUAUUUCUUAUAUGAAUAUGUAUUUUUCUUUUUAUUAUCAAAUGCAAUAAGGAAGAUGGCUCCAGACUGGCACGAAUGUGAAUUAAAGAUAUUCAUUUUGUAAUUAAUGUUAAAAAAUUAACAGUAAAUUUUCUUUUUUUUUCUGAGAACAAUCCCUUUAAGUCGUUUAGAAAGUCAUUACUCAUGCAACACAUUAUUUGUUGUAAAUAAUGUUCAAGUGUCUUACAAAUUAAGCUACUUUUCAUUUUUGGAGAGCAAUCCAAAUCCAUUCAGUUAGACACAGUUUUGUGCAAAAUAUAUAUUUUUUUUCUUAUGCUCGUUUUUUCCUGAUUGUGAAGGUGAAAUGCGAGUAGAUUCUACAUUAUACAAACAUGAUAGAUUUCACAUUACAUGUCAUUCAAACUCUAGAGACCUAAAGUAUUUGGGUUUGUCACAGGUUAUUAACACUCCACAUUUACACACAAAAUGUAAACCACUGUUUCAGCGCAACAUGUUCAUUAUAACUUAGAAACUCUGUUAGUGCAGAUACUGCUGUUUAACAAGAAGUGUUUAGGUAAGGUUUGAUCAGCCUAAAAAGUGAUCACAGCAAGCACUUAAUUCACUAAAAUCAAGAUUCAGCCUUGCUUUAUAUACCUGUGCCUACUGAUUCCAUUGUGCAAACAAAUAACCAAACAGUCUGUUUUUCUGAAUGCAAAAUACAGCUGAUUAUGAGUGAAAUACUGUAAUUACUAACACUUGAGCACAGCCAAAUGCUCCUGCAUCAGGUGACUCCUUUGUGCUUGAAUCAUGUUUACUUGGUAAUGUCUGUACUUGCUCUAUUUGUGUUUCCACAGAGGCAUUAAAAUCAGGACAUUUGCUGAAUAGUUGCUGAUCUUUUGAAUGAGAAUGAAAUAAAGUGCCUUCUUUAUUUAGCGUUAGACUCGUACAGCAAGGUUUGCUCUUAAAGGCCUCAUGAUUGUUUCCUCAAUGAGAAGAAUCUGUAUUGUGUGCGAUGUAGAUUAAGAAAAGUUGUAUUUGUAUGUUUGUGAUGUACUUGUUUAAGGGCCUUACACAUAUUUACUGCAGGUUUUCUGUUUAAAGUUGAUUAAUAGAGCUUUGUUGUACCAUAAACCUAUUUUUUUUUUAGAUGAAUAAAACUGUAAUGGCUUAAUAAUCAGUAUUCUGUUUCAGAUUUAUGUUCUGUUUUCGUUUGUUCUGGUACACUUUUGUUCCUGAGUUUGGUUUGUCUUCAUUACUUUUAAGUUUGGGUUAUUAAUAUUAAGCUGUUAGUUUUUGCUUUGAUUAGCUUUCCUCUUAUUUUUAUGCAAUCAAUACUGUUUUUGUUAUGUGUUGUUUGUGUCUGGAUGUGUGUAGAUUCUUUCUUUAUCACCUGUGUGGAUUAAAGCUCCUUUUUAAAUGUA
Messenger RNA from Danio rerio (zebrafish), 6193 nucleotides. NCBI's taxonomy places the organism in Eukaryota, Metazoa, Chordata, Actinopteri, Cypriniformes, Danionidae. The record is from RefSeq and is a predicted model, not a curated record.